Messenger RNA from Cherax quadricarinatus, 1191 nucleotides. RefSeq lists its product as uncharacterized. Gene Ontology annotation, biological process: lipid storage; positive regulation of triglyceride storage. Lineage: Eukaryota; Metazoa; Arthropoda; Malacostraca; Decapoda; Parastacidae. Gene Ontology annotation, cellular component: lipid droplet; cytosol. The record is from RefSeq and is a predicted model, not a curated record.
UCAGUCAGUCAGCAACACUGCUCUCAGUCUUAACUCUCUGGUACUACCAUAAUCUCAACAUGGCUGAUAACUUGAGCACAACAACUGCUGGCUGUACCUUCUUCCUGAGGCUCGGAGCUCUACCAGUUGUGGCAGACUCUAUCUCCAAAGCUAAGGAAAUCUACAUAAAAACCCAGAAUUACAGAAGUGUAGGUGUGGUAGUAAGUGUAGCAGAGAGCAGUAUAAGGGCAGCAUCCAGGGUCCUGCCUUUGACUCAACCACUUCUGAGUCAUGUUGGUGGCUGGCCAGCGGUAAACGAGUGGGCGUGUCAGGGGCUCGACAAGGUGCAAACCUGGGCACCAGUUGUCUGUAAACCAACUGCGCAGGUGGUAGAUGAACUUAGAGAAAAAUUACUGAACGUACUAGCUGGUGAACCUUCACAAACUUCUAUAACAGAUGCUGUUGUAUUCCGCGCUGCCAACACUAUUCUGCUCCUAAGUAACACUAGAGGUGGACGUAUAGCUGUGGAAGUCGCCACUAUGAUAGUAGACAACGCCAACACACUAGUGGACGCCUACCUUCCCCCAGUCCAGGGAGAACCAAAGGACACUGGUAGUGAUGGCCUAGUGGUGAAGACUUCAACUUUGGCACUGAAGACUCGUCGCAGACUCUACCACACGACCCACAUCUUCCUCCAUCCUGAUGUUACUUGUGUAAACUAUUCCACCAAUCACCUCGCUCACUUAAUUCGUUCCUGGGCUACAGAAUGGUGCAAAGCUAAACUUCAAGAAAUUCCACCACGUAUGACACCGAUUAACUUCAGUAUCUUUCUGGCUCGGAAUGCAACAGGGAAAGUAACUCUUUAUUUCCAUAAACUGCUUGCUGCAGCGAGUCGGUUAACCUCGGCUUCUGAUGCGGCAGCGACUCAAAAAUCCUACACAGGCUAUGUUCCUGCCAGACUUCAACACUUGUUGGUCCAUUUCAUAGUAUGUUUGAAAGCUUUCUUCAGUGCAGCUCUCCAGACAAGUCUGGAGUCUUGGGUGACGACUGAACACUACCUCAGACGUACACUAGCAGCAAGGAACAAAGACAGUGCUACAGAAGUAACCAUGGUUUAAGUUCCUCCAAUUUAACUUUUAAUUAUUAUCCUUCAGGCAGAGUUCAAAUGUAUUUGUUGCUGGGAAUUAACUUAAUAAAACUUUCUGAAACAUC